Molecule: messenger RNA, 692 nt
Organism: Limulus polyphemus (Atlantic horseshoe crab)
Lineage: Eukaryota; Metazoa; Arthropoda; Merostomata; Xiphosura; Limulidae
Exons: 3
Coding region: 119-577 (152 amino acids)
Source: RefSeq, a predicted model, not a curated record
AUACAUUCCCACCCUUCCUGACUGCCGAGGAAGGAUGAGAUAAGUUACUUCCUCGUCACUGAUUCGAGUAUUGAAAUAUACACUGCUGGGUCCGAAAGACUUGUGUUCAGACAGAACGAUGAAACGUCUAGGUUUUACCGCCUGUCUUGCUGCUUUGUGCAUCGCGAUUAGCCAGGGCGUUAGUCCACCAUUCAUCAAACAAACCAAGUUCAGUACCUGUCCAUUAGGAUGGUCAAGCUGUAGAUAUGGUUCCGACUGUCCAUCUCCUGGAUGCUGUGCUACCAUUGAUCCUGGGCUCCUGAAGUUGAAGUGUUGUGUACCAGGGAACUACCUGACCGUAUUCCAAGCCAAAGGUCGUUGUCCGAGUGCUCCGAUACAGCAAUCAAGAUGUCCAAAUAAUCAGUUUCAACAGCAUGGUGGGAGACAAGUGGUCUGUCCAUACAUCCAGGUCCGGGACCUAUGUAGAAAUGAUGAACAGUGUAACCCUAUCAACAGUAAGCAUCGUUACAGGGUUUGCUGUCCGUACUAUACAUCAACCGGCUGUUACAAAGGUCGUCGGUGUGAGGCCAUAGUUUAAAGACAUCAAUCACAGUUAACUGUUCGGCCAUGAAAAUGAAGUAUUAUGUUUAUAAAGUACUUUCUCUCUAUCUGUAUUACCCGAUUUAUCAUACAAUAAAAGGUGAUAAUCAUUA